AUGGUUUUGCUAACCUUUCCUAGAGGAGCUGAUGCUGUGAUCAUCGCAUCCUCUGGCAGCUCAGAUAUCUAUUCGCACUAUGCAAAAGCUGGCGGCCUGCUGUAUCUCAGCGGCCAGGUUCCUAUGGAUGGCACGGGCCAUAUUGUUCCCGGUGGGAUCGAGGAGCACACCGCCCAAUGCAUCUCCAACAUUGAGCAAGUCCUCAAGAGCGCCGGGUCUAGCAUCGAAAAGCUCGUCAAGGUCAAUAUCUUCCUCAAGCAUAUGAGCGACUUUGAUGCGGUCAACGAGAUCUAUGAGAAAGCUCUUCCAACCCCCAAGCCAGCAAGGACUUGCAUGCAGGCUGGAAAGCUGCCUCUGGAUGUGCUGAUCGAAAUCGAGGCUGUAGCACUAGCCUGA
Molecule: messenger RNA, 396 nt
Organism: Tilletiaria anomala UBC 951
Lineage: Eukaryota; Fungi; Basidiomycota; Exobasidiomycetes; Georgefischeriales; Tilletiariaceae
Product: Endoribonuclease L-PSP
Exons: 3
Coding region: 1-396 (131 amino acids)
Cellular component (GO): cytosol; mitochondrion
Molecular function (GO): deaminase activity
Source: RefSeq, a predicted model, not a curated record